GUGAUUUGGAAUGUACCGAGUAGAGGUUGCGUUAGGAAAGACAUAAAUAUUCCUCUUGAAAAAUAUCAUAUUCUUGUCAAUAGUGGCAAUGAGUUUUAUGGUGAACAUAUUGUUACUUUAUACGAGACAAAAUUUGGCUUAUUCCCAUAUUUUAAGAAUCUUUCUGAUCCAAAAUCAGCGGUCAAUGGCGGAAUUCCACAGAAAAUUAACUUAUAUACGCAUUUGCGACGAGUUGAAGAGGAUAUUGCGAAAGCAAUACCGGAUCGAAGAUUUAAUGGUCUUGCGAUUCUUGAUAUCGAAGAAUGGCGACCAUUGUGGUCGUCUAAUUGGGGUGCCAAGCAGCUAUAUCUACACGAAUCAAUUAAAUUUGUAUUUCAGCGAUAUCCAAAUAUAAGUCUUAAAGGCGCAGAAGAAAUCGCCAUUGGCGAGUUUAAUGAAGCAGCAGCGAGUAUAAUGAUAAAUACGAUUCGAAUGGGGAUUCGAAAAAGACCAUUUGCAAAAUGGGGAUUUUAUGGAUUUCCAUACUGCAACUACGACGCAGGAUCUAAAGGUGAAUAUGAAUGUUCACUCGCUUAUCAAAAAACCAAUGACAGAUUAAAAUUUAUAUUAAACGAAGGUACUGCGUUAUAUCCAUCGAUAUAUUUGCAUAAAAAAUCGAAGGAAAAUGAAAAUUUUCGAUAUAUUCAUGCAAUUCUUAAGGAGGCGAAACGAAUUUCGUCACAAUUCACUCCUAAAAAGCCCAUUUUUGCAUUCACUCGUGUCGAAUAUCAACCGCAUGAAAAUCCAACUUAUUAUUAUAGCAAGUUCGAUCUUUGCAUUUCGCUUAAACAAUCGAGAGAUCUAGGCUUAAAAGGCGCGAUUAUCUGGUCAACAUCGUACGGUAUGACAAAUUGGCGAUGUUUAAAUCUGUCGAAUUAUGUGACUACUCGACUUGGCCCUUAUGUUCAAGAAGUUAUUUCGCAUGCGACAAAAUGCUCUAUUAAGAAUUACUACAGCAGUGGCAAUUGUGUACUAAAUGAUGAACGAUAG
Messenger RNA from Dracunculus medinensis (Guinea worm), 1029 nucleotides. NCBI's taxonomy places the organism in Eukaryota, Metazoa, Nematoda, Chromadorea, Rhabditida, Dracunculidae. The record is from the annotation of a GenBank genome assembly.